Molecule: messenger RNA, 630 nt
Organism: Colletotrichum paranaense
Lineage: Eukaryota; Fungi; Ascomycota; Sordariomycetes; Glomerellales; Glomerellaceae
Product: CFEM domain-containing protein
Exons: 2
Coding region: 1-630 (209 amino acids)
Source: RefSeq, a predicted model, not a curated record
AUGAAGUUCACAGCUGCCAUCAUCGCCUUCGCUGGCCUCGCCGCCGCCCAGUCUCUGGCGGACGUCCCUACCUGUGCUCAGAAGUGCUUGGCCGACGCCGUCACCUCCAACGGGAAGUGCACUGUUGGUGACAUCUCCUGCCUCUGCAGCGCUGCCAACUACCAGGCUAUCGUCACCGCCGGUACUCCCUGCGUCCUCGCUAGCUGCGGUGCCGACGUUGCCGUCAACCAGGUCCUCCCCGCCGCUGGCAAGAUCUGCGCCGCCGUCGCUGGAGGCGGUGGCCCUGCUUCCGCCGCUUCCUCGGUCGUCGCUUCGGCCUCUGCCGCUGCAUCUUCCGUCGUUGCCUCAGCCUCCGCUGCCGUCUCCUCCAUUGCCUCUGCUGCCACCAGCAAGGCUGCUUCCGCCGCCUCUUCCGUCGCUUCAAGUGCUUCCCGCGCCGUCACGAGCGCUGUCUCGUCCGCCGCCGCUGGCACCACUCGCACUGCUGUUGUCACGAGCGCCACCACCACUCGCAACGGGACCUCCACUGCCACUGCUACCGCUACCCCCGUCACCGUCAACGGUGCUGCUACUCAGGGUCCCGUUGGCCUCCUGGCUGCUCUCGCUCUUGGUGCUCUUGCCUACUUGUAA